CAAAUACGCAGGGUGUGAAUGGAGCAUCCUGAUGGAUCAGCUCCCGACCGCCACUUUCCCAGCGCGUGAUAGGCCUCGGACCAGCCCACUUCCCACCGCCGCGGAUCCUUCGAUCGGCCAGCCAUGGUUCAGCCCGUCAAGUUGGGUCUUUGUUCUUAUCUGAUAAUAGUCUCCUGGGUUAUCUCGGCCCUGAGAGGGGGUUUGUGCUGUCCCGGCUGAUGUCGUCGUGGGAAUAUUGAGCCUGUCGAUUGUUGUUUCGAUAUCUACCUAGACUCGACAUAUUACCAUCGAGGGAGGUAUUUUCAUGCUAUCUCGUGGGGGAUUCUGAAGCCAUGGAGGAUUGCAAAGCGGCCAGCUCGAGGCCGUUUAUCCCUCGCUGGCGAGUAUCACGAGAGCGAAACGUUGCUUCUUGGGUCUACCUUUUGUCUGGGGCGCUGGGCCUCCUUUGGUGGACAUUACCAGCUCCAAGGAGAGACUUAGAUCCUGCGUCAACACCGAUAUCAACACCGGCCACUUCACCUUUCCGCUGGGAGGAUAUCGUCCCCUCCAAAUCCUUGGAGUACCAUGAUUAUGGAGACGGGUUUCAAUGUGCCCGACUAGAGGUGCCGAUGGACUACAAUCAGAGCGACACCACUCGAGGGCGAACGUUCGCUUUGGCAGUGGUUCGGAUCCCAGCAAAGGUUUCCAUCGACGACCCUCGUUAUGGAGGUGCUAUGUUGAUCAACCCGGGCGGCCCUGGUGGUCCCGGAACUCUGCAAGCAUUCUUAUCAGGUCGCAAUCUACAGACUAUCGUUGAUUCGGAAAAGGACCCGAGCACAGUCCCACCCAACGCAAGCGACAAGUUUUUCGAUAUCAUCGGCUUCGACCCGCGAGGCGUGGGAUCCACUACGCCGGCAGUAACGUGUUUCCCCGAUUCGACCUCCCAACGGAACUGGGAGUUGCAAGUCGAAGCAGAAGGGAUGCUGGGCAGUAGCCCAAACGCCUUGCAGAGAAACUGGCUGCGGACACAUGCGCUGAACUCCGGAUGCUCUAUCUAUGAGAUGGCCGCUGCUGAUGACAUGCAGGGCGAGGAAGCAAUGAUGGAGUAUGUCAGCACUACGCUCGUAGCUCGUGAUAUGAUCACCAUCGUUGAGCGUCAUGGUGAAUGGCGCGAGAGACAAGGUCGACUAGCCCAGGAAGUCUAUGACCUGCAACACGGCCCAGAUGAGUCGCGCGCCAUCCUCAGACGCACUCAAUGGCACGUUGACAGGGAACCCCUCUUGUACUGGGGUCGGUCUUAUGGAACUCUCUUAGGUACAACCUUCGCUGCACUUUUCCCCAACCGAGUUUCGCGUGUGAUUUUAGAUGGCGUGGUCAACAUGGACAGGUACUAUGAGGGACGAGGUCCAAGCGUAGUCGUGGAUGCAGAUGCGAUUUUCGCUCGAUUCGGCGAAUACUGCCACGAAGCCGGUCCAGAGGCUUGUCCAUUCUAUGCGGAGGGGGGAUCUGACACCAUCAACGAGGCCUAUUGGGCGAUCGAAAACCAGCUUCUAAACGCAUCUCUCCCCGUGAUGGCAUCUGCCACUCGCGGGCCGGAAGUGGUAACAUGGACAGAUUUGAAGAAUAUCCUUCGCGUUGCUGUAUAUCAGCCCCUUCUUGCCUUUCCCGUGCUCGCCAACCAUGUAAGUGAGCUUGCAAAGGGUAACGCAGUGACAAUGGCGGAUUUCAAGCAUCGCCGACAUUUUGGUGCUUGUCCCUCUAGUGAGUGUCGCUUAGCGGGGCCGUGGUCGUCCCAAUGCGCUAGCGAGCAGGACAACACUCUCUAUGCGAGUGCGGCUAUUCUAUGUACGGAUGCGGAAUACAUGACGAACUAUACCUGGGAUGAGUUCGAGGGGAUAUGGGCUGCGUUGGCGGCCGAUAGUCGUUCUCUGGGAGAUUAUUGGGCUCAAAUCGAACUGUCCUGUGUGGGGUGGAAGGCGAAGGCAAAGUAUAAAUUCACAGGUCCAUGGAGUGCAGUAACGGCACACCCAAUGCUGUUCGUCUCGAAUACUCUUGACCCGGUCACUCCUCUGCACAACAAUUUCCUGGGUCUGUUUUACUGGAGCAGGAUUCUGAAGGGCACACCACCAUUGCUGCGCCAUCAUUAUGCGUGGCAAAGGCCAUCCGCAAGUACUUUCAAACCGGGGCACUUCCUGCUGUCGGCACUCUUUGCGAGGCGGACUUAAAGCCGCUGGUCGGCUCUCGUGGAAAGGUUGAGGAGCAAGGUCUAAGCUGUGCUGACCAGAAGCUCAUGGACGCAGUAAUGGCUGAGGUUAAACAGGGAUAUCUCCCACGGUUCUAGCUUUGACUGCCUUUGUCGGUAUUUUUGAUGUAUUUCUGCCAUUAUAUCAUCGGUUUAUUUUGGGACGGUCGUGUUCGAACCGUCUUUUGUUGGGUUGAGCGAUAGGGCCAUGACAGGCGAAAUGAUUUAUUUGAAUCAUAAAUUAAGCGAGAGCGUGCCUUUUCAUCAGUGAAUAUCCGUAUUAAGCGAUUGAAUUGGGCGAACUUCAUUUUUGUCUAUCAUUAUC
Molecule: messenger RNA, 2546 nt
Organism: Penicillium brasilianum
Lineage: Eukaryota; Fungi; Ascomycota; Eurotiomycetes; Eurotiales; Aspergillaceae
Source: the annotation of a GenBank genome assembly